CAAGUAAUAAUAACCUUACACUCGUGGUUUGAGAAGAAAUGUUCGGAAUCGUUAGUUUAAUUAAAUAUGCGGUAGACUGGACUCUUUCGAUUAUUUGUGGCUUCAUAAAGGGUGUUGUUUAUUUCUGUUUGUUUGUGAUUUCCGUAAUAUUAUUUUGCUUGUCCAUGUCUUUUACGGCGGUAAUGCUGGUAAUCUUAUUUGGCUUUUUCGUGCCGUCAGACAUCGAUGAAAACUCUGACAGCAAUGAAAUUUGAGCACUGAGCUGAUGAAACAAUCCCCCAGACGUCUAGUAACUUUCACGAGGCAGUGCGUCGCUGCGUGGCGGGAAUUAUGAAAGGAUGUUCCGCACGCCGGACUGGUUUUCGCACUCGAUUCUGGAUAAUUUCUUCCCAAGCCUCUUCGAUCACGUGCUCAUCGAGUUCUCCAAGACCUUUCUGCUCUAUCUAACGCAGCAAAUGCUCCGCGGGAUUGUUGAAACAAGUGUCUGCCGAAUACUGAACAACUUGUAAGCUUAUACGCACCGAACGAUGUACACGUUCGAUCGAAGAAAAUUCGGCGAAUCUCGUGACGGCGAUCGUGCGCUACUACUACCUUUUUCGCGCUCGUGGCCGAGAGAUAGCAACAACACUCUAAUGCUUAUCUCGAGGAAUGUUCUACCUGGGCCGUUAUCGGUCGGCCAAUCCCUUGCCAUGCGAUGUCGCUGCCGAGCCCGAGACUUCGACACUACAGGACCAUGACGGCAAUUUGCUUCGUCUGCAACCUGCCGAUCCUGAGCCACCAGGUAGGCUUGGUAUGGCAAGGCGGCAACGGAUGGGACGAGAUCGUCCGGGAGCAACUCGAGGAGUCGACUCUUAAGCAGCGACUGGGUACAGGUCGGAGGGACUCAGCCGCUCAGAUCUCGCCGCCGAACGAGCUACAAGAGCCGUCGCCGAUAAAUCGCGGAGCCGGACGUCGGCGCUCGUCGUUAGCCCAGCUAACGGACCUCUUACGAGAAUGGGGCGGCGGAGGCAGCAGCACCUCGAACAAGACCGGAGGCAGUACGCGCUCGAACAAGCUGAGUCGACGCGAGACUCUGGCCGACAUCGCGGCGCGAUCACUCGCCUGGUCGAGGCAGACGACGACCGACUCGAGUCAUCUGGCCUCGCUGAGAAAGAGACGGGAGAGCUCGGUCGACAGCGGCAUCAGGAGUCAGGUGUCGACCAAGUCGCGCCGGGACUCGGCCAUCAGCGACUUCAAGAACGACCUGGCCAGGUUGUGGGGCAAGAAGGACUCGGUGUCGCAGCCACAGCCGCCGCCGACCGUUAUCUCGCCGACGCCACGAAGAGGUUCGGGCGAGUCGAGGAACUCGCGACGGGGUUCGGGCGAGAGCGCGAGGUCGAGAAGGGAUUCGGUUUACGGGCCAUCGUCGAGCCCGGGCGAGCGGAUCCAUCGUUGCCGACACCACCAGCGCCGCCAGUCGCAGCAGUCGGUCGAUCUCGGCAACCACCAGCAACAGCAGAGCAACACCGGCAGCGCCGCCUCCAAGUACUACAGGAACGACCAGCGGCCGAGCGCUUCUAGUACCGACAGCGCUGCCAGCAAUGCCGUUAGGGAGCACCUGGAGGCGAACAAGAAUCAUAACGGAAGAUCGCGGAGCUUCGAGUCGAACACGACGACGACGACGACGACGACGGCGCCAACGAUGGUGACGACCUCGACGACGAUGGCCACCUCCACGGGUGACAUGAAGCACCUGACGCUCGAGCCGAACAUCCAGCCGCCGACGAUCGUCAUGUCCUCGGUGACGCCGCCCUCGGUAUCGCCCGUCGCCGUGAACAGUCUGCCUCUGCCGGGAACCUCACCCUCCGGAAGCUCCAGUCCCGUCGGUUCACCCAACAUCAGUGGGACACCCUCGCAUCCACUUCUCUCCACGCGCAGGGACUCCACCACUCAGUGUUACUAUAAGACGAAGGAGACAUCGCCGAAUAAAUUAAGAUUAACGAGGCAAGCUACAGCAAUAGACGAGUCGUUGCCACCACCCGGCCGACGAGGUAGCCAGCCUACCUUAUCGCCGGAUCCCGAUGACGGAGGUCGCAAAGCUCGGAGGGACUCGCUCAGUCCCGACUCGGCGUCUUAUCCACGGCGUCGCGAUUCUCGGAGUCAUCUGAGCCCCGACAGAAACGCCGUUGAUAAGAGAGACAUAAGCCCUAUAAGGUCGCGUAAGGGGAGGCUGAGGAGACAAUCGACAUCAAUAGCCGGACGACCGCCGAGAUCUCCUGACAGCUCGUCGUGCUCGUCGAGAGACCCUAGUCCAUGCGGUCGUCCGCCUGGUACGCAACACGCACCUGUGAUACGAAGACAAUCAACGACGGAAGAGAUUCUAAUCGCGCGCGGCUUCAGGCGGCAAAGCACCACCGAAGAGAUGAUACGUUGCCGGAACUUUCGAAGACAGAGUUCACAAAGCGACGACCAGGUACUUAGGGUACAGAGAUACAGAGGACGAAGGGACAGCUCGGCUCAGAUAACCGACGGGACGUUCGCCUCGAUGACGGUCGAGACGUCCAGCACCUUCUUCGACACGAGCACGCAGACGGAGCCAUCUCCGCUCUACGACAACAACCACUACCACGAGGAGUGCCUAAAAUGUAACAGCUGCGGCCUCAACCUCACGGGACCCAAUCAGAAGCGGGCGCGCAGGUUCAAAAAUCAAAUUCUUUGCGACCUGCAUUUUGCCGACGUGGCGCUGAUGGAGUGUUCGGACUUCAUGCAGCAGUUGCGCAGCUUCAAGCCACAAAGUUUAGGCUGCGCAGUUGCCAGAAGAAAGUCAUCCACGACGCUCAUAUUCCCGCUUCCACCGCAGGCUUGCUCAGACGAAUUCUGCCAUGAGUACCCGCACAACCUGCUGCCGACGCCGGGCUACUGGAUCGAGUGCUCGCGUCAGCAGAUCACCACCGACACGAUCUACGACGAGAGCGAGAGCGAUCGGGAUGGCACGGACAUCGACCAGCAGCCCGAGCAGGACAACGAGCAGCAGUCGUCGAUGGGAAAUCGGCUUAAUAAUCGAUCCGAGCAGUACUGCCUGUUCGAGGAGAACGAGGUCGACGGCGACGAGGUGCCCAGGAAGAAGACCGCCAUAGAGGAGCAGUGGGAGAAGAACCAGGGCUUCGAGCUGACGUCCGUCGAGCAGGAGACGUACGAGAAGUACUUUUACGGCACCGAGCACUGGAACUACUUCACCAACGACGAAGACCUCGGCCCGGUGAUACUUAGUCUGAAGCAGGUGAGGCUGAACGGCAGAGACCAAUUCCGCAUACUCGUUCGAGCCAUCAGCUAUACGGUCCACGGCCUCAUACCGACCAGCUGUGUUUUUGCCGACAGGUACGACCGGGAGGAGGUGGUGAAGAGUCUGGGCCAGGAGGUGAACAUCAAUCCGCCGCUGAUGCUGGGACAGUUGCCUGACACGCCGGAGGAGCUUUUAAAGCUCGACCAGGUGUUCAUCAAGUCGGAACUGAAGGUGGGGGUGAUCUACGUGCAGGAAGGCCAGUACACCGAGGAGGAGAUCCUGGACAACAACGACGAGUCGCCGAGCUUCGAGGAGUUCCUCCACAUACUCGGCGAGAAGGUCCGGCUCAAGGGCUUCGACAAGUACAAGGGCGGCCUCGACACCGUCCACGACCUCACCGGACUCUACUCCUUCUACACGAACUGGCGGGGGAUCGAAAUCAUGUUUCACGUCUCGACGUUACUGCCCUAUGAGAAACAUGAUCCUCAAAAGCUUCAGAGGAAGCGGCACAUCGGCAACGACAUCGUCUGCGUCGUAUUUCUCGAGGCGGACAACACGAGUUUCAGUCCAGCCUGCAUAAAGUCGCACUUUUUACACACCUUCAUCCUCGUACGAGUCAGUCCGCGCAUCAAGAGGAAAAUCACGAGAUACGAAGUUUCCGUGGUUACGAGGGACGAAGUUGGCGCCUACAAACCUUACCUCUGGGAACAAAGUGUCUUUGAAAAAGGACCAAUGUUUCGCGAGUGGAUCCUCACGAAGAUCGUGAACGGCGAGCGAGCGAGUUACUCCGCGCCAAAGUUCGCCAGGAUGCAGGAGAGGACGAGGAGUCAGAUGCUCGAGGACAUCGUUGCGAAUUUGGCCAACCACGCGGAGACCGGGCAGAUACCGAAACCCUACAGGCGUGGAUCUUGGAGACCCAUAGGGCACAUGAGACCAUCCUCGCCACUGCUGGACUCCGUGAGAGACCAGUUCGAAGACUACGAUCAGCUAGCCAAGGACUUUACUAGAGUAUUUUUAAACAAUGCCGAAAACUUAGCCCUUAACGCGAACCUAUUCGACGUAUCGUUCUUGGUGCCUGGUCAACAAAAACAAAAAGUUCGAUUUAUCGGCGUCAGAGCCAUUUUAGGUGUCAGAAGCCGAGUUUUCCAAGAAAUGCUUUACGGAAUCCAAGCCGGUUUUGGAAGUCCGCAGGUGCCAGUCGCCGAAUUGCUGGCCAGACCAGCGCCGACGCUGCUCAGUCCGCAGAAGCCCAAGAGCUCGAAUUUCCUGCAGGUGCCGGACGUCGAAAGUCCUAGGCCUAAAAGCGUGCCGUCGUCGCCGAUGGUAAAGCGGGCCUUCUCGAGGCUGGGGACGAUCACCGCGGGCUGGGGCAGGAGUAUCCGGAAGCACGGCAGCAACACGCUCUCCAGCGAGGACCGGAAGCGGUGGACCAGUUCCCAAGACUGCAGCAAAGCGAAAGACAAGGACAAGGCGGCGCAACUGGCCGUUCCCCGACUCAGCGUCUGCGCCGACGCUCAGAAGGUCGACCGAGCGAAGCUGGCUCAGACUGAGUUCGACAUCAUAGAGUUCGAUCCCGAGACGUUCCGCAUCCUGCUGGACUACCUUCACACGGGCAGCUGUCCCCUGACCUGCAGCAACAUUCCGGGGCUGAUCUGCGCGGCCGAGCACUACGACCUGCCGGAGUUGCUUCAGGCCUGCUUCCAUCACGCGAAGCAGUUCUUGCGCAUCGAGAUUGUCUGCGUGAUGCUCUGCGCCCUCGAGAACUACUACUGGCGCUACACCUCGGCCUCCGAGCUCGUCAACAUGAUCCUCGCGUUCGUCGAGACCCGGGCGUUCCAGCUGUUCCAGAACCCGGACUUCCUCACGCUCAGCGAGUCCAUGGUUCAGAUGAUCAUGAAUCGCGGCCUCGAGGUCGUCGAGAUCAAAAAGUUCGAGGCGAUGCUCAGCUGGGCCAAGCAUCGGAUCAAGACCAAGUCCGACGUCGACGCCAACGUCGAGUUCAAGUGCAUCAUGGAGAGACUCAGCAGGGACCUCAAGCUUUACAGGAUCACCCCCCAGGAGCUGAUCAAGAUUGUGUUACCCUCGAAGUCGAUAAGGCACGAGAGGAUUCUCGAGACGCUGAUGUUCCAGGCGAACUCGGGCAUCUACCGGAACGUCGACCACUACCUCGAGGCCUAUCAGAAUCGGGUUCAGAAUCAGGAGAGCUUCGACGGUGGCUUCUAAAUGCUGCACCGAAGGGAGAACAAGAGAGAGAUACCUGAUAAUUUUUAAGGAGGAAACGUAUAACUGACAAGUUUUCAAAGUGAUACAUACAGAACACGAGCGUUUCUCAAAGCGAUUUAACACGAAUAUAAUACACACACGUAUAUAGUGCUUUUUCGCUAGAGUUAAAUGUAGCGGAGCCGACUAAAAAUGUGGUGGAUAUAAGUUAACUUCGAAGACGUCGAGAAGUCUGAUAAAACAUACAUAUAAAUAUUAUACAUAUAUAUUGAAGAAGAAAAAAGAGGAAAAAAUAUAAUAUAUAUAUAAAGUAUCGAGCGAAUUUUCACUGGAGAUGUUUCGGUAUAUACAUAUAACUUUUUGAAAAAAUUAAAUAAGGAAAAAAUAUGGCAUUUGGACGCAGAGAGAUGCACAAUUCUAAUAGUCUUAGGGUUAAAGUACGUAAGAACAAGAUGAGCAAAAAAAUAAAUAAAAAGUCAUAAGCGAAGUAUUAAAAAUAAAGGGUGCAGACACACCACGCGCGCUACAGACUAGGACAAGCGCUUCCUCGAAACUAACUAGGCGCUUGGCUUAGCUCGCGGUAAGUUGUAAGAUUCUUAUAAGCGUAUAGCAAAAAAUAAAACAGAGAAAAAAAUAUAUAAGAAUAUAUAAAUAUACAUAUUUGAAAUUUGGUCUGCCAACGGAGUACUGGCGUCGAUAUCAUAUUUUUUAUACUCGUUUUCGGGUGGAACACAAUAAACACACACAUACGAUUUUUUAGUAUAAUACACACGAUGAGGACGAUUGAGUCUCGUUGCUUUUUAAAAAGGAAAAAUAAACAAAGUGUAUGAGUAAAAUACUUGAUUCGAUUUUUAAAAGUGAUUUUUCAUCGGUUCUUCGGGGGCUAUAAAGCCGGGAGCGCACACAAUAAAAAAUUGUCUUAUACAUAUAUAGUAUAUAUGGUACGCCAGUACUUGAUAAAUCGACCGAAUGUGACAAUCCGUACGAUAAUGAUGAGAGAAGCGCAUUUUGAAAAUAAUAAUGAAAAACAAAGUACACGAUACAUAUAGCGAUAAGAAUAUAACGAGCAUUAAUAUAUAUAUAUAUAUAUAUAUAUAUACACACACAAAGUUGAUUAUAAAUAUCGAAUACAAUACUAGUGUAAUAAUGAUAAUGUCGGUAACUAUAUAUAUUAUUACAAUAUGCAAAAAGAAACAAAUUAGUAUUGAAACGAGUUGAUGUUGAAUGUGAGGAACAAAAAUAUUUGAAGUCUGUUCUGUUUUUCUAUCGUAGAUUUUGUAUCUUCAAUACUCUAAGUCAGAGAUUCUAAAAAAAAAAAGUUUGAGUGCUGAAAAAACAAGUUUCUCGCGGGUAUAAUACACGCGGGAACAAAAUAAAUAUAUGAUGAAAAAAAAAAUUAAAACUACGUAUAAGCUAUAUCCCUGAAAGUUGCGAUUGAGAGUAUAAAUAUAUUAAGGAUCGACAUCACCAAAAAUUUUAGGCAAACAAAAAGAAGGGAGUUUGGGCGCUCUAUAUAAGUAGCCGCGUAUAUAAUUAUACAUUGUAACGAGGAACAACGUCCCUCGCCACGCCGGUAAUCGAGGCAGGAUAGAGAGUGACGAAAUAGGGCGGCGUUGGCUCAUGCUCUCGUUACAACAUAUACAUAUAUAUAUCGAACUAUAUCGACGUCGGUGAGUCGAGUGGUCGUUUUGCUCCACUCGCGCGUGAUGUAUUGUGACAAAUAAACAUAUCGAGAAACUCGGCGAAUGGAAUGUGCACAUCGCCGACUGCAUACCCCUUUGAAUAUUGAUGAAACGAAUCAUUGAUUCGGAAUCAAUGUUGCUAUUCUGUAUGCUCGAUCGUAAAUUCCAUAAAUAUACAUACACACGUGGAUUAUUGUCGCGUCAAUAAAAUACAAUGAAAAUAUGACAAGCUGGCGCGACUUCCAUACAUGUAUGGUUAUACACAAAACGUGUGCAGAUAUUCUAUUCGCAAAGUUGCUUAUACGAACACAAAGAAAUAACAAAAAAAAAAAAAAAAAAAAAAACA
Messenger RNA from Nasonia vitripennis (jewel wasp), 7510 nucleotides. RefSeq lists its product as uncharacterized. Gene Ontology annotation, molecular function: GTPase activator activity; protein binding. The record is from RefSeq and is a predicted model, not a curated record. Gene Ontology annotation, cellular component: cytoplasm. Lineage: Eukaryota; Metazoa; Arthropoda; Insecta; Hymenoptera; Pteromalidae. The transcript is spliced from 25 exons. Gene Ontology annotation, biological process: activation of GTPase activity; regulation of small GTPase mediated signal transduction. The coding region runs from base 695 to 5485 and encodes 1596 amino acids.